Molecule: messenger RNA, 1407 nt
Organism: Mangifera indica (mango)
Lineage: Eukaryota; Viridiplantae; Streptophyta; Magnoliopsida; Sapindales; Anacardiaceae
Product: brassinosteroid-related acyltransferase 1-like
Exons: 3
Coding region: 1-1407 (468 amino acids)
Molecular function (GO): acyltransferase activity, transferring groups other than amino-acyl groups
Source: RefSeq, a predicted model, not a curated record
AUGGAUUUACAGAUAACCUUGAAGGAGACCAUAACUGUGAGGCCAUGUGAACGGUCCAAUACACAAACUGUUGAGCUCUCUGGUCUCGACAGGAUGUCUCCAGCAAUUCUCUACAUGGUCUUAUUUUUUAAGUCUAAGUUGAAAAAUAAAAUUGAUCCUGUUGAAAGAGCCAAAAGAGCUCUCCAAAAGGUGUUGGUCCAAUGGUAUCCGGCUGCAGGGAGAUUUAAAUUUAAUGAGAGUAGUGGGAAACUGGAGAUUGAUUGCAACGAUGAAGGAGUCACCAUGGUCGUUGCUUUCUCUGAGUCCAAGCUUGAAGAGCUUGGUUGCUUGCAUGAAUACAAACCUUGCUACGAAAAGCUCGUCCCUAAACAUCCUGAAGCCAAUGAUAUAUGGGAAAAUCCCCUAGUUGUUGUGCAGGUGACAAAGUUUGCUUGUGGAGGGAUUUCAAUAGGAAUAGGAGGCAGCCAUGCUUUGUUCGAUGGCGUUGGUGGGUUCAACUUUCUUGCAGCUUGGGCUACCACAUCAAACGAGAAAGAUGACUCAGACCUCGUUGCGCCCAACCAUUCAAGAGCUGCCCUUCUUCGAGCCAUCUAUUCUCCCAAUUCAAGCCCUAAAACUUCUUCAAUAUAUGAACAAGAACACGUUGCAGCUAUUCAACACCUCUAUGGCAUACCUAUGCAAGCCAUUGCCUCUGAUGACCGAUGCUGGGAAACAGCACUAUCGAAAUUUGGGCAGAUUGAGCCUCAAGGUGAGCUUGCUCUUAUCACACUUAGUGUGCAGGAGGAAGUUGUCGAAAGAUUGAAAGGGCUAGCCACUGAAAGUGGCAAACUCUCAAAGUGCUUCACGUUUGAUAUAUUAUGCGCACAUGUAUGGAAGGCAAGAAUGGCUGCUCUUAAGCUACAUCCUGAUACAAAAAUAUGUUUGCAAUUCCCAGUGGAUGCAAGAAGCAGGUUCCAACCCCCACUUGGUAAAAACUUCAGUGGCAAUGCCAUUGUUCUUGCCUCAGUGUCAUGUUUGGUGAAAGAGCUAUUACAAGAGCCUCUAAAUUACACAAUCCAAAGAAUUCACACUGCGAAGGGCCUUAUGUCCGAUGAAUAUAUAAAAUUAUAUGCAAAGGCUCUUGAGUCCUCGGAUAAGUUUUUCCCCUCCAUGACAGAGCUGACAAUUGUAAGUGAUUGGUUGAAGUUUCCAUUGCAUGCCCUUGAUUUUGAAUGGGGACGAGUUUCAAACGCACUUCUCUUAGCAACUCCUGUACCUGAAACUGCAUUUCUAAUGCGAAAUCUUGAAGAAUCUGGACGGCUCCUCAUUCGAAUUGGUAUCGGAAGACAAUAUGUGCCUGAUCUCCUCAGGAAUUUCAAUGACUUCAACUACACAUCAAGCAGCAGAUUUUCUUCCACCUAUAAUUGA